CCCACUGCCGCCCCAUGUUCCGCUCACGCCGCGCGGGGCUCGUGCGGCGGCUGUGGCAGCAGCGCUGUGCAACAGCGGGCCCUGAGGACGGCCCCAGCACCCUCAAACCAGCAGCUCAUGCCCUCUUCAAGAAGCUGAAGGAUGAGGAUCUGGAGCUGCUGGUGCUGGCAGUGGAGAGCCGGGGCGCUUGGGAGUCCAGCUGUGUUUGGGCACCACGGGGGGAUGCGCGAGGGGCCAAGCAGGGGCUCCCCCCUCAAGUCCUGCUCUGCCGCCUCUUCCGCUGGCCCGACGUUCACCAGCCCCAUGAGCUCAAGCACCUCUGCUACUGUGCUGGGCACCAGGGGGUCUGCGGGGACUUGGCUGCACUCUGCUGCAACCCCCACCACUUCAGCCGCCUGGCUGUACCUGAGACCCCACCACCCUCCUACUCGAAGGCAUCCUGUGGUCCCUCCUGGCCAGACGAGCCCCAGCACCCGGGCACUCAGCUCCUAGAGUUCAGCUGCAAAGGUGGGGACUGGCACGACACCAGCUUCUCACAGAGCACCAUCAAGGAUGGCUGCUGGUGCAAACUGGCUUACUGGGAGCACCGGACACGUGUGGGCCGCCUCUACGCCGUGCACGAAGCAUCAGUGAAUGUCUUCUGUGAGCUGCCAUGGGGCAGCGGGUUCUGCCUGGCCCAGCUGCCAGCUGCCCACCGCAGCCGUGCUGUCCGGCGGGCACGUGGCAAGAUCGGCCGGGGGCUGCUGCUGAGCCGGGAACCAGGCGGCAUCUGGGCCUACAAUCGCAGCAAGCACCCCAUCUUUGUCAGCUCGCCCACCUUGAGCCCCCCCGGGGCCUGCAGGCUUACUGUCCUCAAGGUGCUGCCUGGCUAUUCGGCAAAGGUGUUUGACUAUGAGCAGGUGGGGGGCAAAGGGGGCUGGCGGCUCCCCGGGGAGGGGCCCUCCGACCCCCACAGUAUCCGCAUCAGCUUUGCCAAGGGCUGGGGACCCUGCUACUCCCGGCAGUUCAUCACCUCGUGCCCGUGCUGGCUCGAGGCCGCCAGCCCGGCUGCGACGUAG
Messenger RNA from Manacus vitellinus (golden-collared manakin), 1058 nucleotides. RefSeq names its product mothers against decapentaplegic homolog 6-like. NCBI's taxonomy places the organism in Eukaryota, Metazoa, Chordata, Aves, Passeriformes, Pipridae. Gene Ontology annotation, cellular component: heteromeric SMAD protein complex. The transcript is spliced from 4 exons. Gene Ontology annotation, molecular function: I-SMAD binding; transcription regulator inhibitor activity. Bases 15 to 1058 code for a protein of 347 amino acids. Gene Ontology annotation, biological process: transforming growth factor beta receptor signaling pathway; SMAD protein signal transduction; regulation of transcription by RNA polymerase II. The record is from RefSeq and is a predicted model, not a curated record.